This is a messenger RNA of Acaulospora morrowiae, 1812 nucleotides long. The record is from the annotation of a GenBank genome assembly. Lineage: Eukaryota; Fungi; Glomeromycota; Glomeromycetes; Diversisporales; Acaulosporaceae.
AUGAAUACCAUAAUAAUAAGAGCGUUGAAUUCUGCUUCGUCGACAGCGCUGACGGCUUCGGCAACAGCUUCGUCUACAACCUCGGCAUCCAAAGAUACUGAAAAUAGUACACUAUUUAAAACAAUUGGUAUAAUUCUUGCCUUAUCUAGUGGCGUUUUCAUCGGAUCGUCCUUUGUAUUUAAGAAGAAAGGACUUCUUCAAGCACAAGGCAAGGUCGCUGGCCAGGGACAUGCCUAUCUCUCAAAUGGAUUGUGGUGGGUUGGGAUGAUACUUAUGAUUAUCGGUGAAAUAUGUAACUUUGUAGCCUACGCGUUCACACAAGCGAUCUUGGUCACUCCUUUAGGAGCCCUUAGCGUGGUCAUAAGUGCCAUCCUGUCGUCUAUUUUCCUUAAGGAAACGUUAAACUUCCAAGGCAAAGUUGGAUGUGCUCUAUGCAUCAUAGGCGCUAUUAUUAUCGUGAUGCAUGCUCCGAGUCAUCAAACUGCGUCAACCAUUGAAGAGUUCAGAGAAUUGUUCUUCCAUCCUAUUUUCUUGGGAUAUGCUAUAUUUUGUAUAGUGGCCUCCGCAUUUAUCAUAUGGAAGCUUGCUCCAAAAUAUGGUUCAACAAAUAUGCUUGUUUACAUUGGUGUUUGCUCGCUAAUCGGGUCUCUGUCCGUGGUGUCAACUCAAGGGUUAGGCACUGCGAUCCUCACAACAAUCACCGACCCAUCUCAAAAUCAGCUCAAGGAAUGGUUCUUCUAUGUGCUCCUUGGUUUCGUGGUUGUUACCUUGUUGACCGAGAUCAAUUUCCUAAACAAGGCUUUAAACAUUUUCAACACUGCGAUGGUGACACCUUUGUACUAUGUCAUCUUCACUGGUUUGACCAUAUUAAGUUCGGCUAUUCUGUCUCAAGGUUUUGAUGCUCAACCGAUUAGUAUUGUGACUGUGGUUAUGGGUUUCCUGGUGAUAUGCAAUGGCAUCAUUUUAUUGUUCACUUCGAAAGGUGCAACCAUAGACAUAAGAAAUUCCAUCUAUUCCAUGCCACCUGAAGAUAUUGACCCUAAUGAUAUUGACAACAAUCCUGGUGCAAUGGAACUUCGUGGAAGCUUUGGAAGUGUUCGUAGAUUCUCGGGUCAUGGACGCACUCAUCCCUCCUUUAAUAAUACGUUCCCUUCGCAUAAAGACAAUGGCAAUAAUGGUAAAGACGGAAAUCGACCGCACAAAAGAAGUCAAAGUUUGAGCGCCAAUCAUAGAGUUUCGACUGGUUUACCUACCAUAAACGAGUCAGCUCUGACUCUUAAUACCAUGAACCCACAUCCGGACGUAGAUACAACGCAGACCGAAAUCAAUAUAGCGAUGGAAGAGUCAUUCCCAUCACUGGCUCGGAAUUCAUUUGUUCAUUUUCUACCAUCGCAUCCACCACCACCACCAUCAUCAGAUGAUGGUAACACCUUGCCAACACAUCGUAAAGCGCCAAUUAUUCACACCACAUCACCAUCAAUUUCUUCCACCAAUUUGAAUAUAGAUUCGCAAUUGCCACAUAACGGAAACAAAAUUCCGAGUCUUCCACCAGUAUCCCCUCUUCAAAACAUCUUUCGAGGUUUGUCACCUACCGAACCAGAUCAUCAUGUCACCAGCGAGUCGUACAGUGGUACGACACCGCAUGUAGGUAGAAGCAUCAGUAACUCGAGUAGGAGAUCACAACAAUCAGUAGGUUUAGUCGAUAGAAUAAAGUUAGGCAUUAGUUCUCCCGUUGGCGAACAAGAAGAGAACGAUUUUGAAUCCUUGGUUGGCAAUGAUCCGAAUAGCGAAGGAGCAGGAAAUGUCAUAUGA